Messenger RNA from Anastrepha obliqua, 5749 nucleotides. RefSeq names its product myb-like protein AA. Gene Ontology annotation, cellular component: nucleus. The record is from RefSeq and is a predicted model, not a curated record. The transcript is spliced from 5 exons. The coding region runs from base 2092 to 3990 and encodes 632 amino acids. Lineage: Eukaryota; Metazoa; Arthropoda; Insecta; Diptera; Tephritidae.
CGACGACAUCGUCGGCGUCUAUUCAUCGGCAACGUAAACGUUACUAAGCUGCAGCAGCAUCGCAUCGAAACAGCAACGCAAACAGCAAAUUGUUUCGCUUGGAAUCGCGAGCAAAGAGGGUCGAUCGUUCGCUGCGUACAACGUCGUCGCCUCGCUACGAUUCAUAUACAAAUCUAAAUAUGUUUUUUUAAUUAAAUACAACGAGCAAGUAGCAGCUGCAGCAAAAUGCUAUAACGGAACCGGGCUAAAGCGGGCAGUUUACGGUACAAAUAGACAAGAAAACGAGCAGAACGCUAACCAAAUGAAUUUUGUGUAAAUUUACUUCGGAUUUUGUGGAAAAAGUAUCUUAUUAGCUGGUUAUGUUGGUUGGUCGACAGUCAAGCUAGCAACGUUCCCAAAUUGCAUAACACCUAUUGUGUAUAUGAAAUAAGUAUGUGCGUAAGUGUUAGUGAGUGUUUGUGAGAUGGUAUAUUGUCGCAGCAGAGGUGGUGGAAUUAUAAAAGGCAGCAAAACUCGUAAGUUGAGUUCAACAACGAGCAGGCCAAAAGCAAGAAGAGGGGAAUCGCAUUGAAAAUUAGGGGAGAGGCAGGAGACCCAACAAAUAAGUGAGAGGAAGGUCGAUGUUGAAAGCCGUCCACAAAAUAAAAACAAAAAACACGUACGCAGAGGUGUACCAUUACGGUCAUAUCGUACUAUCUUCAAAAGUAGUAAUACAAUAGCAUUAGGUAAUUUCUCGAAUAGGAUUACAUUUAUAUACGUCAGUUAGCAUAUGCUUCCUUUGUAAUACUAAGCAGUCGAAUUCUAGAGAUACUAUACAAAUAAUUUUAUGUUAUUUUAGUCACGUCGAAAGAAAGGCAGUUAUUUAGCUAAUUUGCCAUUUGUUUUAUUCUUCUAGUUAUUAAAAGAGAUCGAGAAGGGGAUAUUAAAAAGCCACAACCGCAGCUACGAAAACAUAUGUAAACAAGUCUAUAUAUAAAGUAUAUCUAUAAUAAUUUGUCUAUGCCGAUUCGUUUUUUAUAUAAACUAACCACCUAACCUAUCCAUCACAUCUUCAUUAAUAUAUCUAUCGCAUAUUAUCGCAGUGAGUCAAUAGUUAGUCCCACCGGCAUAAAUGGCGAGUUAUAGCUAAAUACAUAAAUCAACACACUAUAUAGAGUAACAAUAAUAUUAAUUGGUACAAAAAACAAUGCUACAAUAAAAGCGCUAACAAGGCACAGUAUCUUUGAAUUAGUAAGCAGGAAAAAGAGCAAUAAUAAAAAACAGGCAGUUCCAUAGGGCGGCAAUGUAAAAUAAUAGCAUGGCACCUUCAACAAGGCACAAGCAUCAAAUUGACGUCCAAAACAAAGCUAAUUUUUACAACAAAAACAAUUAAAUAAACAACGCCGUCGAAUUUAUUCACCACCUUAGCAUACCACAUUACAGUUGACGUUGUUGCCAUUGCAGCUACUACACUUCGCUGCUCAAGCAGAAAGUCACGCAGAGUAUAGUGCAGCGCUGCUCAUCCAAAAGAAUUGUUAACUGGAGAGCGGUAUAGGAUGCUUGCGCUUUUGCCAAUAGUUCAGGAUCCAACUUCGUAAAUAGCCUUAAAGCAAAUAAAUAAAAUAAAUGAAGAUUUCUGCAAAGCAGAUACAGGAUAUACUCGUAUAAAAUUUAGUCAAAUUAGAUUUAACAACGUAACCCAUCAGUAUUGUAUUAAUCAACUCAGCGACCGUGGGAGUGAGAAAGAUAGAAAGUGUUGUGACGCGAAAUAUUACUAGCAAGUGUGUGCGUGAGAGUGAACGAGAUUGCGAGUGUGGUGAAGAACUGUACGAUAGGAAAAAGCGACGAUAUUGAACGAGUGAGCAGGUGCGUAGCAUUCAUUCGUGCUUUUGCAGUAUCAGCGUACUCGUUCGUAUGUAUGCAUGAAGUGGUGUAUUGUUGGCAGAGAACUGAAGUGGAGUGAGCCGAGUCGCGUGAGUGAGCGCUGUUCGCAGUUUGCCUGACUGCUUGUGUGCCUGUCGCUAAACAGAGCCAACCAACAACAUCAUCGGUCCGAUAGUAGAGGAACACAGCGAAGCGACAUUCAUAUUCAUCGGUCGAAUCGUUCGGGAUAUGGCCGUGUUCUUAAUAAACAUCUGUAAAUUUAAUGGCUGCGGCAUCACAUUUCCAAGUUUAGGCGAUUUAAUACAACACAUUGAGGACACACAUAUCGACUAUGAUCCUAAAGUGGUCGAACAGAAAGAGCAGGCGCAGCCUGCAUGUUUGCCGCUGAGCUAUGUGUUGCGUUUCAUAUCGGAAGAUGCCCGUAAGGAGAGCCCAUUCCUCUCCGCCAAUACGACGGGCGUUGAACUCAAACGGAAGUUGGCGAUCAAACAUCACAGUUACAGCAGUGAGAUGGACGAUGAUGAAAUGGUUGUCUCGGAGUCGGAGGACAGCAACGAUUCUUGGACAACUGAGGAGUUCAGUUCUGAGUUCAUAAUGCGUUAUGGGAGCAGGCAUUCCGGUACCGGCAGCAAUGGGACACCGGGCAAUGAGAAGCCGUUUGCGUGUCCUGUGCCUGGUUGUAAAAAGCGUUACAAGAAUGUCAACGGUAUCAAGUAUCACUCAAAGAAUGGCCACAAAAAGGACGGAAAGGUUCGCAAAGGCUACAAAUGCCAUUGUGGCAAGAGCUACAAAACUGCUCAAGGCCUGAAGAAUCACGCACUAGUUGCACAUAAUUCCUCGCCGGAGAGCGUUUUAAGCACGCAACAUGUGGCUAAUAUGACUGCUACUAGUAAUGGUUCCAGCGUUAACGUGGGCGCAGGCAUAAUUCUGCAACGUAGUAGUUCGCCCUCACAAUCGUUGGGCUCCCUCAGUCCAUCCAGCAUCAGCAACAUGUCGAGUAGUGCCAGUAGCUGUCAUGGCAGCGCCAGCAGCAAUACUCAUAAUGGCAAUGGCAACACUGCUGGCAACAAUAACGGUGGCAGCAACACAACCACAACCGCCGUCACCAACAAUGUGUUGCAGCAGUUGACUAAUGGUACACUUGGCAAUGGUAGUCCCAAUGUCGUUGCCACCACAAAUGGUGUUGGACUCAGUUUGCAUCAUCAUCAACAUCACACACAGCAGCAGCAGCAACAUCAGUUUAGCAAUCAGCAGCAGCAGCAGCAACCACAAUUACAUAGCAUUGGAUCGACCGUAGCAGCUACAUCAGGUAACAAUAACAAUUUAGUGCGUAGCAGCAGCAGCGGCAGCACUACUGGCAUCAGUGGCAGUGGCCUGUUGGCAACGCAAACAACUAAAACUGCGACUGCAGCUACAAACUUGCUAGCAGCUAACGCAACGGCGAGUAAAAUACUUAAGUUGGCCACCAAUGCUGCGGCACAGGCUGCAGCAGCUGCAGCCGCAGCCAAUGCUGUUGGCACAGUUGAUAUCAUUGCACAGCAGCAACAACAACUUAAGCUGCAAGCAAUCGUUGAUAAAGUACAGUCAAAACAGCAGCAAAGUACAUCAACUAAAAUUGCGUUGCCAAAUUUGGUAAAUUUAGGCAUUCUCACACCGGCCACCUCGCCAACGAAGCCACCCACGCAAACGCUCACAUUUACGCAACAACAACCACAACAGCCAACACAACAACAAUCACAGCCAACACAUAAUCUUCCUUUGACGCCCAUUAGUCCAAGUGGACCAACACUCAUUCAACAACAACAGCAGCAAAAAGGCAUUGCGCUGUUGCAUCAGCACCAACAACAGCAACAACAUAAAAAAGCGGCUCAGGUUAUUGGUAGCAUACACCUAACUAGUGUAUCCACAUCGACGUCAACGUCCACAACUGCGUCGAAUGCCAAUAUAAAUAACAACAACAGCAACGGCAGCACUACCAAUGGUGUCAGUAGUAAUUGUGUCCCUACUGCUGCUACAACAGUUGGCAGCGGUGUUGUGGCUGGCGCUAGCGUUGCAGGCAUGGCGAACGCUGUUGUUGCUGCUGCUUCUGCUGACGCAGUGGUAGGCGUUGUUAACGACGAAACGUAGCCUAUACUAAAGACAUUACUAAUGCGACGUGAAUUUAAAUAGAAAAGAAAUAUUUAGUUUUUAUUUAAAAAAACCAAAAAAAGGAAAACUAAAUUUACAAAAAGCUAAAAAUACAGCUUACCAUAUUUGGUGUAUUGGUUUAGUGAGUGUAGGCAUAUUGCAUACCUAGGGGAUUGUAGGAAUUAAAUGAUUUCAAUCACACACACAUAUAGAUACACAUAUAUACAUACAAUAUAUAUGUAAGAGUACACCAUACAAUUUUUGUCAGUUCCUUAAAAGUGUUAACGCAGAAUUUUGGGUUUAAAAGUUGUUCUUGCUGCGACACUUACAAGUACUCUUGAAAGCGUUGUGAGUACGUGGAAGUACCUAGAGAUUUUAAUGCAAGUACAUUAAUUUAUUAAUUUUGAUUUGUUAUAAGUAAAAAAAAGAAGCUUUUUGCUCUGUAUUGUACAUACAUAUAUAAAAUUGAGAUUAGGCGCUCAAAUCUGAAUUAUUUGUGAAUUUUCUAAUAGUUAUAUGCGAAAAAGAGCUAAUAAAAAUGACCAAAAACAACAAAAGAAUCGUUGAGGGAUAGAAAUGUUUAAUUUUCAUUAAAAUAUGUUGGGGAAACUAAGUUUGCUCAAUAUAAACAAUUAUUUGAAUUUAUAAUUGUUCGAGUUUGAUAAAUAUUUGUAUGUAAUCUCCUGGUGCGCCACUACGAUAGUAUAGAAACAGAACUUAAUUGUCUUUUACGAGAAGACGUUUAAUUUCAAUUCAAAUUCCAAAAAUUUCGAUCCACUUCCUGCAACUAGGUUAGGUUCCUAAAGAUGGUAACCCUACGAAAUCGAAAUAAAAUAAGCAUUUAGCGAUCAAUAUUGCACAUAUAUACUAUAUAAAUACAUAGAAACAUAUUUAAAUACGCCCCAAUAAAACUAAUUGCAAGUGUAUUCAAUAUUCCGUAAUGCUUAAAUUCUGCACUCGAACAAAAAUAUCUAAAACGGGGAAAAAUGCUUUGAAAUUAAUUGAAAAUUAUACGUUUACUCUUUCUAUAUACAUAUACUUAGUAUAUAUGUACAUAUAUACAUAUGUAUACUUCUAUGUAUAUUUACGAAUAUCUAGCGUUAGUGACAACCUUCAAGUAUCCUUGUAAAUUUAGACUGCUGCGAUUUAUUUUAGAAUUAAAAUUUUUUUUUGUACAUUUUAGUUGAUUCGUGCAAUACUACUCUUUAUAAGUAAUUUAUUUAGCUAAUUAUUAUUAUUUUUACUCAUUUUUGUGUAUAUUUUUGAUACUGAAUUUCCUAAACACUGUAUUGUAUUGCUUUGAUAACUGCUGAUCUCCUAUUCAAAUUUAAAAAUUAAAUAUAAACAAACGCUAUACUAUACACAUCAAAAAUAAAGUUUAUACUUGAUUUGUCUUUGGAAAAGUAAACACAAAUUAAAUUGUGAGUUCAUUUCACUAAAUGAUUGUAGUAAAAACUUAUACGAUAGAGAAUAAGUCAUUCCAUAAGCGCGUUGCUUCAGAGAUGAGUGGAAAUGAAAAGUAUUUUGCAAGGUAUUUGUAAUGAUAACAAUAUACAAUUUUAAAUCAUAGUUGAGCUUAGACAAGUAGCUCAGGGAGAUAAGCUAUGUGCGUUUUUUGUUUUUAUCUCGAUCUUGCGUGUAUAUAACGGCACAUUGUUCUUCAUAUGAAUAUUUUUACGUCACAUGUCAGGCAAAUUCUUUCUAUGCAGGAAAUUGUCUUUGAUCUCUACAUCCUUAGAACGGUUAUCAUAAAUUUGUC